Molecule: messenger RNA, 460 nt
Organism: Closterium sp. NIES-67
Lineage: Eukaryota; Viridiplantae; Streptophyta; Zygnematophyceae; Desmidiales; Closteriaceae
Source: the annotation of a GenBank genome assembly
UUGCUGAGUGGUCCUUCAAGAUGGAGAACAUCUUUGACCAUUAUGAUCUGCUGGAGGUGAUGGAAGGAACGGAGAAGCACCCCGAGAACGACCCGGAGAAGAGCCCGUGGAUGCCGGGGGAGCCUACAAAUCCCAAGGAGGCUUGGGAGGGCCCCAAUGGGAAGGAGUGGAAGAAGGCCUCAGAUGAAGAAAUGGGGAGCAUCAUCGAGAACGACACGCUUGACUUGGUGAACCUACCUCCGGGGCGUAAGGCGAUCUCUUCCAAGUGGCUCUUCAAGCGCAAGACCGACGCCGACGGCAACAUCGAGCGCUACAAGAGCAGACUUGUAGCCAAGGGGUAUCAGCAGCAAGAGAAGAAGGACUACAAUGAAAGGCUGGGAACCAUCUCCCUCUCGAACUCUUCUUGCUAAGUUUGUACUCCUAAGACUAUUGUGGCUGCUAUACCUCCUGCCAGUCAAAC